Anarrhichthys ocellatus (wolf-eel) is the source of this 1209-nucleotide messenger RNA. Its product is annotated as myelin-oligodendrocyte glycoprotein-like. NCBI's taxonomy places the organism in Eukaryota, Metazoa, Chordata, Actinopteri, Perciformes, Anarhichadidae. The record is from RefSeq and is a predicted model, not a curated record. Gene Ontology annotation, molecular function: signaling receptor binding. The transcript has 5 exons. Bases 19 to 699 code for a protein of 226 amino acids. Gene Ontology annotation, cellular component: external side of plasma membrane. Gene Ontology annotation, biological process: T cell receptor signaling pathway; regulation of cytokine production.
UCGCUCACGGACUUAAUUAUGAAGUUUCUUGUAACUUUCCUGAUUAUUUGUCUGUUUCCUCAAACUAUUCUGGGAGGGUCUCGUGCCGUUUGCCCAACGCAGCCGAUCAAGGUGGUUGAAGGUGAGAAUGUUGCUCUUCACUGUGGUCUGGAUCACCUGGUCGACUUGUCUCGUUACACGGUGGAUUGGAGUAGAGUUGACAACCAGCAGGUCGUCUACGUCUAUCGACAUGGACGGGACGACCUUGAUCCAGUGGUGGAUCAAUACAGAGGCAGGACCACCAUCAAUCAUGAAGCUCUGAGCAGAGGAAACAUAACCCUCAAGAUCUCCUCAGCCAACCUGUCAGACAGCGGAUCAUACAAAUGCUUUGUCCCAAAACUGAAGGUCUGGUGUGAGGUCCAGCUCAUCGUUGAUGAGAAAGAGACAAAGACAGAUGUUUCCAGCACAACUGUACCUCCACUAGAAGAAGAACCAGAGUCAGAAGAUCAUGGUGGAAACCGGGAGGCCGGCCGUGCUGCUGUCAUCUCCACUGUUGUCUUCCUUCUCUGCAGUCUCGUUGUUUUUCUGGUUCUGAGGAGCAGAGCGAUGCGACAGAAGGAGCCAAAACAAAAUGGAUGUCACCUUGAAUCAAACACCUACAGAGCAGAAAGGGACGGUGACCAGGAGGAACCUGCAGCGACCGGUUUGCUAAACGUCUGAGAGGUGAAAGUGAUGGUCGGCGGCCUGACUGCUGACCAUCACAUCACCGAGCUGAAAGCACACUUAAAGCUUUUUAGAGACCAAAAUAAAACAGUGAACCUCCCCACAUGAGCUAGUAAACAAACGUAUUACCAGUUGGACACAACAGCAAUAAAUGAGUCCAUUUGGUCCAGACACAGUAUUGGGGGAAAAAAAGAAAAGUCAAAUGUUCUGAGCUGGUCAACACAAUCCUAUUGACUGGACGGGCUAGCGGAGAAUUAAGACCUCCGCCAAGGCCGAAUGCACAAUCAUGCAAUGUUAACGAAAGUGAAAAAUUAGUGUAUCCGCCCCUCGAUUGGGACCCCCCUCCAUAUUUGAAUGGGUUCUUCCUCUGCCUUUACUUCACCCUUCCACCAAGUUUCAUGAAAAUUGGGCCGGUGUAUUUUUGGUGAAAUUUUCUGCAGAGUUUACAUUCUCAGGAUGAAUUGUUUCAACCACUGUGCUCCUCUGACUUUUCUUCUCUAGCGCCAU